Messenger RNA from Rhineura floridana, 1524 nucleotides. RefSeq names its product abhydrolase domain containing 13 (gene ABHD13). Gene Ontology annotation, cellular component: membrane. Gene Ontology annotation, biological process: immune response. Gene Ontology annotation, molecular function: palmitoyl-(protein) hydrolase activity; tumor necrosis factor receptor binding; receptor ligand activity. The record is from RefSeq and is a predicted model, not a curated record. The transcript has 6 exons. NCBI's taxonomy places the organism in Eukaryota, Metazoa, Chordata, Lepidosauria, Squamata, Rhineuridae. The coding region runs from base 600 to 1442 and encodes 280 amino acids.
UUCCCAGGUAAAUUGGUAAAGGAUCAGAGCAUUAGUAUAUCAGUAAGACACACAUGGUCUGGGAGCUGUAACAAAAUAAUUAUUUCCUAGUGACUUUUGAAAACAAAGCAGCCAUUGUUUAACUGCAGCUUGGUAAGAUUUCUUCAAUUUGGAGGGGAAUUAAAAUAUCAAAGGUAUGACAUGUUGGUGCUAGGAGCAAAUAAACUAUCCUCAGCACCUUGGCAUGAGUUUCCUACUCUGUUUGCUGUCUAAGAGAUAUAUCAGAGUGCCAUACAGUUCAAAAUGACCAGACACUUGGUCACCCUGUCUGAAUGGUGAAGAUCACAGACAACUGCAGAGACAAUUUGCUAUAAAAUGAAGCUGAAACUGAAAUGAGGAAGAUGGGUUGGGGAACCACUGAAACAGCCGCAAGUGGUAGAUCUGCAGAACAGAAGCAAACAGUGAAUGUCAUGUAUAUAGCAUCAACAGGCCCACAUGACAGGAAGUACGUGCUACAGGCAUUUUGGCCACAUAUCUUGGAUGCAACUGGCAAAAUGUAUGUAUUAUUCCCCAGCAAGAGAAGCAGCUGAAGUUUCCAUCUGGUGUUUAAUAAAGGAGCCAUGGCAUUUAUGAGCUACGUGCGAGGAAAGGGUUAUACCACCACCACCUCCCAUCCUAUCAAUGGCUUGCAUCCUAAAGGGCUGUUACUCAUCUUUCUGGGACUUGCACUGUUUGUGUCUUCUUGCCUUGCAGCAGUCUCUUUCUACUAUGUUACUGCACUAAAAUCCGAGCUAGCCAUGCUGAACAGCAAGCUGAACUGCAGAGUCCAGGCAAGGACAUCAUUUCCACUGUCCUUGGGGUCUUUGGAAAAGAGCAAAGAGGCCAGCCCCUUCCUUCCCCACUUGAAGGUAUCAGAAGCUGCUCCUAGUCAGGGAGUUGUUUCUGGACCACAUCGAAGUAGUGAAGAGGUAAUGUGGAGUGGAGACAAACACAGGGGGAAAAGGUCUCCCCAGCACACAGGUGAAGCAGUUCUACAAUCAUGUCUGCAGUUGAUGGCUGACAGCAAAAGUGACAUUCAGCAACAUGAUGGUUCCAGUAUAGUUCCAUGGCUUCUUAGCUUUAAAAGAGGGACAGCUCUGGAAGAGCAAGGGAAUAAAAUACUGGUCAGAGAAACUGGCUACUUUUUCAUAUAUGGCCAGGUUUUAUAUACAGAUGAAAUGUUUGCAAUGGGGCAUUGGAUCCAGAGAAAAAAGGCUCAUGUAGUUGGCGAUGAUCUCACCUUGGUUACAUUAUUUCGUUGCAUCCAAAACAUGCCUCUCACUAAUCCUAACAACUCUUGUUAUACUGCUGGCAUUGCAAAAUUAGAAGAAGGGGAUGAGCUUCAGCUCACCAUACCACGGAUAGGAGCCAAGAUAGUCUUGAAUGGAGAUGCCACUUUUUUUGGUGCAGUCAGACUUCUGUGAUGCUCUUCUGUUCUUCAUCAUUAAUUUUCCAGCUUCUUUCAGUGCUCCCAACAUAAACACAUGUAUUGUUUCAGAAGCAGUA